Molecule: messenger RNA, 2430 nt
Organism: Acanthosepion pharaonis
Lineage: Eukaryota; Metazoa; Mollusca; Cephalopoda; Sepiida; Sepiidae
Source: the annotation of a GenBank genome assembly
AUGAGGAGGAGGAAAAAUAUCUAUCUAUCUAUCUAUCUAUCUAUCUAUCUAUCUAUCUAUCUAUCUAUCUAUCUAUCUAUCUCAACUUGUCCAUAUCUUGUCCAUAUGUAUGUAUGUAUGUAUGUAUCUAUCUAUCUAUCUAUCUAUCUAUCUAUCUAUCUAUCUAUCUAUCUAUCUAUCUAUCUCAGCUUGUUCAUAUGUAUGUAUGUAUGUAUGUAUGUAUGUAUCUAUCUAUCUAUCUAUCUAUCUAUCUCUCUCAGCUUGUCAUAUGGACAAUGUAUGUAUGUAUGUAUGUAUGUAUCUAUCUAUCUAUCUCAGCUUGUUCAUAUGUAUCUAUCUAUCUAUCUAUCUAUCUAUCUAUCUAUCUAUCUAUCUAUCUAUCUAUCUCAGCUUGUCCAUAUGCAUCUAUCUAUCUAUCUAUCUAUCUAUCUAUCUAUCUAUCUAUCUAUCUAUCUAUCUAUCUCAGCCUGUCCAUAUCUAUCUAUCUAUCUAUCUAUCUAUCUAUCUAUCUAUCUAUCUAUCUAUCUACACACAAAAAACACACACACCCAGGAUAUUUCUGGUAGAUAUAUUUUAGACUAUCUAUCUAUCUAUCUAUCUAUCUAUCUAUCUAUCUAUCUAUCUAUCUCAGUUUGCUCAUAUGUACGUAUCUAUCUAUCUAUCUAUCUAUCUAUCUAUUUAUCUAUCUAUCUAUCUAUGUUUUCAUUUCUCUUUAGGUUCAUAUCUAUCUAUCUAUCUAUCUAUCUAUCUAUCUAUCUAUCUCAUUUCUUCACAUCUGUCUCAGUUUGUUCAUAUCUAUCUAUCUAUCUAUCUAUCUAUCUCUGUUCAUAUCUCAUUUGUUCACAUUUAUCUCUGUUCAAAUCUAUCUAUCUAUCUCAUUUGUUCACAUCUGUCUCAGUUUGUUCAUAUGUAUGUAUGUAUGUAUGUAUGUAUGUAUGUAUGUAUGUAUGUAUCUAUCUAUGUAUCUAUCUAUCUCUGUUCAUAUUUAUCUCUGUUCUAAUCUAUCUAUCUCAUUUGUUCACAUCUGUCUCAGUUUUUUCAUAUGUAUGUAUCUAUCUAUGUAUCUAUGUAUCUAUCUAUCUCUGUUCAUACUAUCUCUGUUCAUACUAUUUCUGUACAAAUCUAUCUAUCUAUCUAUCUAUCUAUCUCAUUUGUUCACAUUUGUCUCAGUUUGUUUAUAUCUAUCUAUCUAUCUAUCUAUCUAUCUAUCUAUCUAUCUCUGUUCAUAUCUAUCUCUGUUUAAAUCUAUCUAUCUAUCUAUCUAUCUAUCUAUCUAUCUUCAUAUCUGUUACUAUAUCUAUCUAUCUAUCUAUCUAUCUAUGCUCUUCCGAAUUUAAAUCUCUCUCGAACUGUUAUCUAUCUAUCUAUCUAUCUAUCUAUCUAUCUAUCUAUCUAUCUAUCUAUCGCGGCGAACAUAUAUCUCAGCUACGUUCUUGCUUUCUUUUUACGUGUCUUUUCGUUGAAAUUUGCCGCUAUUUAUCUUGGUCUAUUCAUAGGCAUCUCUAUCUAUCUAUCUAUCUAUCUAUCUAUCUAUCUAUCUAUCUUUUAUAUCUAUGUUUAUAUCUAUGUCUGUUCAUUAUGUCUGUUCAUUAUCUAUCUAUCUAUCUAUCUAUCUAUCUAUCUAUCUAUCUAUCUAUGUUUAUAUCUAUGUUCAUAUCUAUGUCUGUUCAUUAUCUAUCUAUCUAUCUAUCUAUCUAUCUAUCUAUCUAUCUAUCUAUGUUUAUAUCUAUGUUCAUAUCUAUGUCUGUUCAUUAUCUAUCUAUCUAUCUAUCUAUCUAUCUAUCUAUCUAUCUAUCUAUCUAUGUUUAUAUCUAUGUUCAUAUCUAUGUCUGUUCAUUAUCUAUCUAUCUAUCUAUCUAUCUAUCUAUCUAUCUAUCUAUCUAUCUAUCUCAGUCUGUUCCUAUCUAUCUAUCUAUUUAUCUAUCUAUCUAUCUAUCUCAGUCUGUUCCUAUCUAUCUAUCUAUCUAUGUUUAUAUCUAUGUUCAUAUCUAUGUCUGUUCAUUAUCUAUCUAUCUAUCUAUGUUUAUAUCUAUGUUCAUAUCUAUGUCUGUUCAUUAUCUAUCUAUCUAUCUAUCUAUCUAUCUAUCUAUCUAUCUAUCUAUCUAUCUAUCUAUCUAUCUAUCUAUCUAUGUUUAUAUCUAUGUUCAUAUCUAUGUCUGUUCAUUAUCUAUCUAUCUAUCUAUCUAUCUAUCUAUCUAUCUAUCUAUCUAUCUAUAUUUGAUAUCUAUGUCUGUUCAUGAUCUAUCUAUCUAUCUAUCUAUCUAUCUAUCUAUCUAUCUAUCUAUCUAUCUAUCUAUGUUUAUAUCUAUGUUCAUAUCUAUGUAUGUUCAUGAUCUAUCUAUCUAUCUAUCUAUCUAUCUAUCUAUCUAUCUAUCUAUCUAUCUAUCUAUCUAUCUAUGCAUGGAGAGUCACGACCGUCUUACUUUCUGA